AUGGCCGAUUCAGCGAGCACAUCCGGCGUUACAGCUGAUGGAUUGAAGGAGAAGCUAUCGAAUCAAUUGGAUGCGGAAUUUGUCGAGAUUGAGGACAUGUCCGGUGGCUGCGGUCAAGCCUUCCAGGCAAUCAUCGUAUCUCCCCAUUUCGAUAAAAAAAAUAUGCUUGCGCGCCACCGACUAGUCAACUCGGUCCUCAAGGAUGAAAUUGCCGCUAUCCAUGCGUGGACGCCAAAGUGUUAUACCCCAGAGCAAUGGCAGAAGUUGCAGGAUGAGCGUGCUUGA
Talaromyces amestolkiae is the source of this 285-nucleotide messenger RNA. RefSeq lists its product as uncharacterized. The transcript has 2 exons. Bases 1 to 285 code for a protein of 94 amino acids. NCBI's taxonomy places the organism in Eukaryota, Fungi, Ascomycota, Eurotiomycetes, Eurotiales, Trichocomaceae. The record is from RefSeq and is a predicted model, not a curated record. Gene Ontology annotation, biological process: intracellular iron ion homeostasis. Gene Ontology annotation, cellular component: cytosol; nucleus. Gene Ontology annotation, molecular function: 2 iron, 2 sulfur cluster binding.